AUGAUAAAGAUUGCAACCCCAAAGCAUCAUCCCUAUUCAUCUCACAUCUCCCAGUUUGCAAUGUUCCCAUCCUUCUGCUCUCCAGAUGAUCCUGAAACAGGAGUCAGAGCCACCUCCAAACUUUUCCUGAACCCUCUAGUACCAAAAAGAGCACCAGAUGCCACUCUGCUGAGCAAAACUAAAGGGGGUCCAUAUCGACAUGAGGUCUUGGAUUCUCCCAUUGCAAACAGCAACAAAGCGGUUAUGUGGACUGGUCAACAUGGCUUUUUGGAUCAUUCAAAGCCACUGAAAGGAGAAAAGCAGCUUUUCUACCCCACUCCUCCAAAGACAGUGUUGCCCAACCCAAAACUGCGGAACUGGGAUUUGACAUUAUCUGAGCGGACCUGCAACAUGCUGAAAAAUCUAGAGCGGACACACUGGCUCACUUCUUACCAAAUGGAUUACACAGGAUCAGGGCCAGCUAACCCCUUAAAGAUUGAUGACUUCAUGGAAAAAAUAAGCAACCUCAGUAGGACAAAUUCACGUUCAGCUCCAUUGAGAGAACGCUCCAUCCCUGCAUUUGUUCCCUCUAAACCAACAAAAGGAUGUAUAAGAAGACAAAGUAACUGUGUGGGAAGAAGCACCUGCAGUCCUUUUGCUACUGAACUCCCAAAUCCAUCUCCAGCUCCAAACCAAGGCACUGCUUCAGCUAAUAUAAACCAACAAAGGCCACUGGAGAUCACAGCCAAGCAUAAUGAGGCACCAGAUCCAAACCAAAGGGGUCACAGCCAAUCAAAGAGCAGCUCUGGAUCCACAGAGGCACUGAGUGCUGAGCCAUCCCAGGAGGUCUCACAUAAAAAACAAACUAAAAGAGAAAGCUCUACAUUUGAGGUCAGGGAGAGAGAAAACAGCCGAGUCCAGUUUGAUCAGAGUGUGUCGCAGAGCUGCCAAGAGGCUAACGCUGACACACAGCAACUCCUGGACCUACAUAGCCGCCCACUAACGCAAAGGGAGACAGAGGUCAAAGCAGAGAAAAGCCUGUGUGUAAAAGAUGAAUCAUGUGGUGAGAAGAAGAAUUUUCAAGUCAGUAGAAAUGGAUUCAGCCUGAGGCAGUCAGUUGGAGCCAAAGAUCUAUCAGGUAUUGAAUCAGAGUUAUUACACAGGUCUUCAGAUCACGAGAUGCCGGGAAAGAUCAAAGAAAUUCCAGGCAGAAUCCGUAAUGCCUGCAUCCUGCCGAGGCCUCCUGUCCUGCCUGGUAUUCUCCCUGAGGGUAGACAGGGGACUCUUAGUCUGCUGGAUCUUAAAAAUUCAUUCAGUAAGACAGCAGCCCAUCACAACUUUAACAACUCCAUCACAUGGGCUGCUGUAAACCUGAGGGACAAUGUAACAACAGGGAAGAAACACAACUUCUAUGGCAUUAACUGCUACUACCUCCAUGGAUAA
Messenger RNA from Cheilinus undulatus (humphead wrasse), 1422 nucleotides. RefSeq lists its product as uncharacterized. The transcript is spliced from 5 exons. NCBI's taxonomy places the organism in Eukaryota, Metazoa, Chordata, Actinopteri, Labriformes, Labridae. Gene Ontology annotation, cellular component: centrosome. Bases 1 to 1422 code for a protein of 473 amino acids. The record is from RefSeq and is a predicted model, not a curated record.